Messenger RNA from Cutaneotrichosporon oleaginosum, 3077 nucleotides. RefSeq lists its product as uncharacterized. The record is from RefSeq and is a predicted model, not a curated record. Gene Ontology annotation, cellular component: nucleus. Lineage: Eukaryota; Fungi; Basidiomycota; Tremellomycetes; Trichosporonales; Trichosporonaceae. Gene Ontology annotation, molecular function: histone deacetylase activity.
AAUUCAUCUCAGCUCCAUCUCGCCACCAACAAUUGCGACCCAUUCUGGCUCGACACGACAGCCAUCUAAACUUCUCCUUUGCUGCUCUUAUACAAACGCCACUCGGAAGCCCUCGGCGCCAUCACCAUGUCCCUUGCUGGGGCGCCACCACUGGCGCUGCACAUACAGCCCGCGUGCCUCGAGCACAAAUACAUUCGUCACAAGGACGCGAGCCACAUUUUUGAGCGUCCAGAGCGUCUCCGCGCCGUGCUUCUCGGCUUCGCGGCUGCUCUCGCGCGCCUCGAGGCAAUUGAUGGCUCCAAGCCUGAUGCGGACGACUUGAGCGCUCUCCUCGGUUCGCUGUCGCUGUCUUUCCUCCCGCCAACACACCUCUCCGUUGUGCCCCCGCCCCCACCUCCCUCUCAGCCCGGACGAGUCCUACUGCAUCACCCCGCACUGCAGCUUGCGCACUCUCCUCCCAUCGAAGCGCCAUUCCCAUAUCUUCCUAAUGGCGGAGGGGCGAUGCCGCAGAGCGCGUACCUCAAGGACUUGUUCAAGUGGGCGAGCGAGGCCCUUGAAACCAUCCGCACCACUGGCUGCGAGAUCCCUACCGACAAGGGCUUGAAUGCGGGCGACCUCUACCUCGGUCCCGGGAGCGUGGUUGCUAUUGAGGGUGCAAUACAGACCGUCUGCCAGGCAGUAGAUGGCGUGUGCUCGCCGGAGGAUGGUCUGAACAACCCCAGCAAAGCAUUCUGCGCUAUUCGCCCUCCAGGUCAUCACUGUGGCGAGGAUGAGCCGAGCGGAUUCUGCUACGUCAACAAUGUUGUGGUCGGCGCCAUGCAUGCCUAUCUUCAGCACGACGUUGACCGCGCGAUUAUCAUUGACUUUGACCUCCAUCACGGGAACGGGACACAGGCGCUUGUCAUGCCUUUGAAUGCAGCAUCAUAUUCGGAAGACCUCGCCGUGGCAGCGGGCAAGCCGCCCUCGGACAUGCGCGGACGCUCCGGGCGGAGAAGGACGUGGAAGGGCUUCUACGGAUCCGUGCACGAUAUUUACUCGUAUCCCUGCGAGGACGGCGAUCUCGACUUGAUUCGCGAUGCAAGUGUAAACCUCGCUGCGCACGGACAGUACAUCGAGAACAUACACCUGCAGCCGUACGAGGAUGAGGCAGACUUUUACAAGCGCAUCUACCCGCUGUAUCUCGCGCUACUGGACAAAGCUCGUGUUUUCAUGCGCGAAACUCAGGCCGAUCCGGCAAAGACCGUGUUGUUCAUCUCCGCCGGGUUCGAUGCAUGUGAGCACGAGCACCAAGGAAUGCAGCGGCACGAUCGCCGCGUCCCGGCCUCCUUCUAUACGCGGUAUACGCGCGACAUCGCCGCCUUCGCUGACGCGCACACGGACGGCAAAGUCAUCUCCGUCCUGGAGGGCGGCUACAGCGAUCGUGCUCUCACCAGCGCAGCGCUAGGGCAUGCUGUGGGUCUAAUGGGGCGUGAGGGCUUGCCAGAGUGGUGUAGCGUGGAUGAGCUUGUCCUCCUCGAGCGCGCAGUCAAGAAGCGGCGCAAGGGCAAGCUGUGCUCCCUCCCGCCCGACCUGGCGGCGAUGCCCCACAUUGCGCGCACGCACGCAAUCCUCGCGCAUUGGGAAGGGGCCGGAACACCAGCACCCAGCGUUGCGCCAAGUGCAGCGCCAAGUGCGAACGCCACGCCCAGCGGGCGCAUGACGCUGCGCGAGCGCCGGCCGAAGGAGUAUAAGGAGGAGGACAGUCCGCUUCCCGCCCCGAGGCGCAGACAACCAAAAUCCAACGCUGCAACGCCCAAAGCCAAGACGGAGCGGGAGUCGUCGCCCACGCCGAUGCCGACGUCUGGUCCCAGUGCUGCAGCACAGCCCUUGACUAUGACGCCUGCUGCGGCCGCAUAUCCCUCGCCCGCGCCCUCCGCCCCGUCACCGGACGAGGAUAAGCCGGGACUGAAAGAUCUCACAGUAAAAGAUCCGCCCUCGCCCUCUGCACCAACGCAGCCCUCAGCCGCAACGCAAAACACCCUCCUUCCAAACCCGCCUCAUAUCGUGCUUCGCAUCCCCGCUCGCACACCUGAGCCGCCAGAGUCGCAGGAGCGCGCACCAGUCUUGCGCAUCCCCGCUCGCACCCCGCCUCCUCCCCACGCCGCGCCCCCUCCGGCCCACCCCGCGCCUGCUCUCUCCCGUCCCGCUCCCCCGCCGUUGUAUCAAGUACGCCCGGCGCCACCACCUUCCGCACCGCCGCAGCCGCCAUCCGGCAGUUUCCGCGCCAUCGCACCACAAGCAGUCAGCCUCCCGCCCAUGAAUCCAGGCAUGGCCAAAUCUCCAGAAUCUCGUAUCUCCCCCGUAAUCUACGCACAACAGCCCUUGCCAUACUCGCAGACGACAUACUCGCAGACCCCAUACCCGCCCGCGUACGCCCCCACUUUCGGCCACCCCAGUAUGCCGGGCCACGGCACCCAGAGCACGCGCAUACCGCACAACACCAGUUUCGCGCCCUACCCCGCCCUCACAGAGCGCGACGGCAUUCCGCCACCGCAGCGCGGUGUCCCGCCACAGUGGGGCACACCAGGGGCCGGGAGCAGCGAGCGGGGUGCGUAGACAUUCCAGCGCGGCCACUCGCACACGCUACGAGUUCCCGCUCUCGGGCCGCGGGAGCCGUGCCUCAUAUCAGACAUGUACUCUGGUAUCGACACGUCAAACACACAGCGGCACGCAUGUUCCCCGGUGCCCCUCGGCGUCGGUGCCUUGAUCGGAAAUGCGGACCCCGAAUUCGCCGGAGCCGUGGGCCUGGAUGACUAGAAGUGCGUGCCAUUCUUGUGUGCCAGUUUUCGCGUCACUUUGCGACUGUUGCCAAGGAACUCCAUGGGGCACAGUGUUUAGCGCUCUCCGGGCCGCGAGCGGUGUCAGUUCGACGCGUCUAGUGCGGCGCAGUGCGUUGGACUGAUGCAUGGAAUGUUACAGUUACAGUGGGUCUAUGCAGUGGGGUCAUGCGAUCGUGAGACACUAUUGUCCAGAGCCAGCGCACACGUGUUUGCGAGUGCGGCCGGCAGUCGUAUUGGGUUGUUUGCAGAGUAUUGUCC